AUGGGACAAUCAAAUGAAACAUUUGACCAGGAUCCAGACUCACGAAAGGAGGAAACCUGCUCUCCAAAUGUUGUUCAGGAAUCUACUGAAUAUGCUGAUUCAAUAAAAUAUUCGAUUCACGAUCUGCUGUCCAACCAAACAGAAAAUAGCUUUUUGCGUAAUGCUACAAAUAACCUUAAAACAAGGGAGCAUUCUAGGCAACGGAGUCGAAGUAAUCAAGGAUCAGGACGAAGAUCUUCUGGUAGACGCAAAUCCAGAACAAACUCGCAAACCCGUCGGGGAGCCUCUGGGAGAAGACAACAAAGAUCGAGAAGCAAUUCCAGAAAACGAUCGAAUUCCAGAAGAAGUAGAAGACGAUCAAGAAAACAAGGCAGUCAACCGAGAAACGGUUCUGGCAGAAGUCGUCGUGGGGGUAAGACAACCCCUAUGCCUGAUCCUUCUCAAGAUCCCAUUCCGUCUACAGCAAGUAAGCAAUCUAAAAAGGGAAACGGUCAACCAAGAAAAAGUUCUGGCAGAGGGCAUAGCGGUGCUCAGACAACUUCUAAAUCUGAUUUCUCAUCUGAUACACAUCCAUCUCCAGCAAACGCAUUACCUGAAGACAAAGAAGAAUAG
Molecule: messenger RNA, 612 nt
Organism: Argiope bruennichi
Lineage: Eukaryota; Metazoa; Arthropoda; Arachnida; Araneae; Araneidae
Product: serine/arginine-rich splicing factor 7-like
Exons: 1
Coding region: 1-612 (203 amino acids)
Source: RefSeq, a predicted model, not a curated record